GCUCAGUUUCUUUUCAGGUUUCGUGUCGUGUAGACGGUUCGGGAAGUGUGUAGAGUGGCGUAUGAAUUGCGUGACCAGAAAUUAUGCACUGAGUGUAGAAGCAGAAAAAAUACCGUUCAAGGGAGUCAAACGUUAGAAAUUGGCUUGGCUAAAGCCAAAUAGCUCCCAUUUUCGUUUUGUUUUACUGGUGAAAGAAGUUAAACAUAGUUUUGCCUGCAUGUUUGAAAGUGUAAUCUCCAAUGUGAAAGCUUAGCUGAAAAGAAGCAAAAUCUUGUGCAAUUUAUGUUUUUCGAGAGGCAGUUGAAUUACGGUGUGCCUCAGUUUUCUCUUUAGUUCUGGUGAAUUUUUGGCAUUUGAAGCAAAAAUUGCCCGCCCCAAGAUGUCCUGCAGCAAAAAGGCGUUCAUUUUAAUUACCGUGCUGACGCUGGGAGUGCUAAAAAUGUCGUUGGCACAAAUGACACCAGUGGACACUGGCGGUGGAAAUUCUUUUUCGUCGGCAAGGGACGGAGGCGGUCAGUGCAUAUGGUACGGGGUGUGCAACCAGGAGACGGCAAUAACAUCCCAGUACUGUAACUACAGCGGUCCGGCCAAGCCGAUCGAAGACAAAACGCGAGACCUGCUGCAGGUCUGGUGCAAACAUCUACUCGUCGACGAGGACGGCGAUGGGGUCAUCAAUACCUGCUGCGACUCGGAACAGGUUCAAAUCCUGAACAACAACGUAAAAAUAGCAGCGAAUUUCCUCGCACGCUGUCCGUCCUGCAUGGCCAACCUGGUGCGGCAUAUGUGCGACUUUACCUGUAGCUGGAACCAGUCCAAUUUUAUGCAGGUGAAGGCCACUGAAGUGAACGAUAAUACCAAAAAAGAGUACAUCACAGAGAUCGAUCUGCACGUCACGGAGCAGUAUUUGAAUGGCACGUACGGUUCGUGCAAACAGGUCUCGGUGCCAUCCACCGGUCAGCUAGCGUUGGACCUGAUGUGUGGUGAAUGGGGAGCCUCACGGUGUAGCGCCACGAAGUGGUUCAACUACAUGGGAACCAAGGAGGGAAACCUCUACGUACCGUUCCAAAUCAACUAUAUUGCCCAUCCAACAACCGAUCCGGGAGUGAAUGAGUUCCAGCCUUUGAAACCCAGAGUGGUACCAUGUAGCGAGAGAUUGGAUGAUAAAACACCGGCCUGUUCGUGCAUCGAUUGUGAAGCGUCCUGUCCACGGCCACCACCCCCGUCGCCUCCGGCUAAGCCAUUCAUCAUCCACGGUUUCGACGGGUACGCGGUGGUGAUGUUCUUCGUAUUCAUCGUCGGCAGUGGCCUUUUCCUGAUUGGCGCAUGUCUCUGCCAAUCGGAUGGCGAAAAAGGUGCCGAACUUCUGGUGCCGGGUGACAGCUUGCACUCCGACCUGCGCUCGACCGUGGGUCGCCGUUUGGCCGGUGGACUGUCUAACAGUGGUGAUCUGGGCACCGACCGCGAAGAUUCGCCCCUUCAAUCGAAGAGAUCGAGUGCCAGCUGGGAUGGUGAACAAGAACUCCGUCCGCAUCCUUCGGCUCUGCACGGAAUUGAAGACACCGAGUCCGGUUACUUUGAACGGUUAGGUGCGAAGACGGAAACCGUGCUGGAGAAAUUCUUCACUGCCUGGGGUACGACGUGUGCCAGAAAUCCGUGGAUCGUGUUGCUACUUGGCACGAUCUUCAUCGUGGCAAUGGGCUUCGGUAUCAUGUUCCUGCACGUCACUACCAAUCCGGUUGAAUUGUGGGCCUCGCCUAAUUCACGGUCCCGGGUCGAACGUGAGUUUUUCGAUUCUCACUUCGAACCAUUCUACCGGAUCGAACAGAUCAUUAUCAAAGCGGAAAAUAUGUCCAACGUGGUUCACAACACCUCCAAUGGCGUGAUAGAGUUUGGACCCGUGUUCAACAAACAGUUCCUGUUGGAUGUGUUCGAGCUGCAGGAGGCAAUCAAAAAAAUAGAAACCAAACUGGCUGACAAUAGCACCAUCGGUUUGAAGGAUAUCUGCUAUGCACCGCUCAGUUCCGACUAUCGGGGUCCUAUCGAAAGGGAAGACUGCGUUGUGCAGUCCCUGUGGGGUUACUUCCAGGAUGAUAUUGAAACUUUCGAGGCUGAGGACGAAGAUCCGCAAGGAUAUCCAGUAAUAUAUCUUGACAAACUGAUGCAGUGCUUCGGCAAUGCAUACAAUCCGGACUGCUUGGCACCGUAUGGUGGACCGGUCGAUCCAGCGAUUGCCCUCGGGGGUAUCCCGCAAAUCAAAGCAUCGGAUGAUAAACCUAAAUAUGAACACGCUAGCGCUGUCAUUCUUACCUUCCUGGUUAAAAAUUAUCACGAUAAAAGUAAACUUGAAGCAGCGUUGACCUGGGAGGAGAGCUACGUAGAUUUUAUGAAAAACUGGACGAGAGCUAAUAUGAGUAUUGCUUUCACAUCGGAAAGAUCGAUCGAAGACGAGUUGCGACGAGAGUCGCAGUCAGAUGUUUCCACUAUUCUGGUUUCGUACAUCAUAAUGUUCGCGUAUAUUGCCGUUUCGCUCGGUCAUGUUAACCAGUGGAAGAGGGCACUGAUCGAUUCCAAGAUUACGCUUGGUCUAGGCGGAGUCAUAAUUGUGCUAGCUUCUGUCGUAGCCUCUGUAGGAAUAUUCGGCUACAUCGGAAUCCCUGCCACACUUAUCAUAGUCGAAGUUAUUCCGUUCCUAGUGCUCGCCGUUGGCGUGGAUAAUAUUUUCAUUUUGGUACAAACGCAUCAAAGAGACACCAAGAAACCGAACGAAACACACGCAGAACACAUUGGUCGUAUUCUCGGCCGUGUAGGACCAUCCAUCCUGCUAACGGCAAUCAGCGAAAGUUGUUGCUUUUUCCUGGGAGGUCUCUCCGAUAUGCCUGCGGUUCGUGCCUUCGCUCUCUAUGCUGGUAUGGCCUUAUUGAUUGAUUUUCUCCUACAAAUAACGUGCUUUGUAAGCCUACUCGCGCUGGACACUGCCCGACAGGCGGACAAUCGGUUAGAUGUUCUGUUUUUCUUACGGGGCUCCAAAAAGGACAUGCCCACCGGUGCUAGCAAGGAAGGUUUGCUGUAUAAGUUCUUCAAGAGUAUUUAUGUGCCUUUCAUUAUGAAAAAACCGGUUCGCGUCGUUGUGAUGGUCAUUUUCUUCGGUUGGCUGUGCAGUAGCAUCGCUGUGGCGCCUCACAUCGACAUCGGUUUGGAUCAGGAACUGUCGAUGCCCGGAGAUAGUUUCGUACUCAAAUUUUUCCGCUACCUGGGUCAAUAUCUUAGUAUUGGACCCCCGAUGUAUUUUGUUGUCAAAGGUGGCCUAAACUAUUCCCAGUCAUACGAUCAGAACCUGAUCUGUGGUGGUCAGUAUUGCAACUUGGAUAGUCUGUCCACGCAGGUGUACAUCUCUAGUAAGCGACCAGAGGAAACUUACAUAGCACGUCCGGCCGCUUCCUGGCUAGACGAUUACAUCGAUUGGUCUUUGGCAGAAUCGUGCUGCCGGCAACAAGCGAAUGGAAGUUUUUGUCCCCAUGAAUUAACAAGCUGCCACAAAUGCAGCAUAAAUCUAACUACGCAAAACAGGCCGAACGAGGACAGUUUCCGGCGGUACGUGUCAUUUUUCCUUCAGGAUAAUCCAGAUGAGAAUUGCGCCAAGGCUGGACAUGCAGCGUACGGUAGCGCGGUGAAUAUUAAAACUCCCAUGCAGAGCAACUAUAGCGAUGUUGGAGCCUCCUACUUCAUGGCAUAUCACACGAUUUUGAAAACCUCGUCCGAUUACUACGAAGCACUGCGAUCGGCUCAGAAAAUCUCUGCCAAUAUCACCAGUACGAUUCACGCCAAACUGCGCCUGGACGGUCGAAGCGAGUCUGAUAUACAACAGAUUGAAGUAUUCCCGUACUCGGUGUUCUACGUUUUCUACGAGCAAUACUUAACCAUGUGGCCGGACACGCUCAAGAGUAUGGGCAUUUCCGUGCUGGCUAUUUUCAUCGUGACAUUCCUGCUCAUGGGCUUCGAUAUCCAUUCGUCGCUGGUGGUGGUCAUCACGAUUACGAUGAUCGUGAUCAACAUUGGCGGACUGAUGUAUCACUGGGACAUUUCGCUGAACGCCGUAUCGCUGGUAAAUCUUGUGAUGGCAGUCGGCAUCAGUGUGGAGUUUUGCUCUCAUCUGGUGCACAGCUUUUCGGUGUCGGUGGAAGACACGCGCAUAAAGCGAGCGGCCGAUGCGUUGACCAAAAUGGGCAGCUCGGUCUUCUCCGGCAUCACGUUGACCAAGUUCGGUGGCAUCUUGGUCCUAGGGUUCGCCCACAGUCAGAUCUUCCAGGUGUUCUACUUCAGAAUGUAUCUGGGUAUCGUACUGUUCGGUGCCGCUCACGGUCUGGUAUUCCUGCCGGUGCUGCUCAGCUAUAUCGGCGCUCCCAUCAACAAAGUGAAACUGGCGAACCAUCGACGACAGGCGCUGCAGGACACCCAGGAGACCUCACUCUCAAACCGCUGGGAAGAACGAAUCUUUGUCUUUGAUCAAAUCGAAGCCGAUGUCCACGGCGUGAUGUACCGCAGAAGACGUUCCAACGACAACGUCAGCUCCCGCAACACCAACAAUGAAAUUGAGGACGAUGAUAAUGAUGAAGAUGAAGACGAAGAACAUCACUACCACCAACAGCACCACUACCACCACCAGCAGCAGCAGCAACAACAACAGCAACGUGUCCCUGAACGUCCAGCCAACAGUAAGCUGGGACGGGGGGGACAAUAUCAGCAGCAACAACAACAACAACAACAACCGCACGAAACGCGAGCCUUCGUCCAUUCGGAAGCGUAUACAGAGCAACUUACCGAACCUCUUCUGCAGCCAUCAACCAGUCAGUGCGGCACCACGAACCGAUCUGUAGUAGGGGAGGUGGCAGGAAGAACCGCGACAGCAGUAGGGCCUCCGUGUGACAGACAUGUGAUUCUCGACGACAAAUCAGUAGGCAUCAGCUAAGUCAUCGAAGGUGAAGUCAUCGUACUAACUUCCUACUUAACCUACCUACUGUUAAUAUUUAUUCGAAUUUGAAUUGUUGAGGCUGGUUCAUCGAAAUUCUGGCUCUAGCAUUUGUAAAGGGAAUAUAUAUAAUAUCAUCAAUUCAAUCAUCAUCUGGAACAUAUAAACUAUCACAGAUCAAUAGAUCAAACUUUUCCUUGAAGAUUCAAACGAAUCGCGUGCGUGAGCGUGGCUGAUAACUAAGAUAGUAGAUCUAUUAUAUUUGAUAGAGAGAGAGACAGAGAAGGCAAGAUAUGAUGCACGGAAGAACUGGAGUUCUAAUAGUAGCCGUUAAAUUUAGAACAUUAUUUUGUACUGAAUAACUAAUGUUUACAAAGAUUAAAUAGCGCGUUGAAACGGAUCUUUAGAUAGACGAUAACGAAAGAGUAACAUUCUUAUGAGUAAUUUCAAGCAGCGAAAUGUUAGGAAAGCAAAUUCAGCAAAAUCAAAAUUGUUGUUCUGACCACGAAUCACGGAUACGAAAAGGUCGUUGGUAAUGUUGUUAUCUACUGGGGAGAAGGGCAAAAACGCAUUACAUCUAAACCAAUGAAACUGUCAAUGUCUAGGAAAUAAUCAAAUGAAAAAGGCUAGUUUUUAGUUAUAUAAGAAAGUAAAAUAUUUCUUGCUAAAUGUUACUAAGAAAAGCAUGAAGAAAACAGCGAAAGCUUGUACACGGUCUUGUGCGUGUAGGACAAAAAAAAACAUUGUUCAUUGUUAUGGUUGCGGUUGAUUCGAAGUCGCGAUUGGAUGCCGUGGGAAAGUGUGCUAAAGUGAAUCGCCUUAAAUAACCGGUUCCUGAUUUCAUCGUCGUCGAUGCAGUUGAUCUGCUUGUGCAAAGGUGUGCACGUGAAGUAUUACGUCCAUGUGUCACAACGCCAGUUUGCAAAGCGGUUCCGAACUGACAUAUCUGCGAGUGUGUAUUAGAGUAUGUUUGAAAAUAAAUCGAGUAAAAGUCUACAUAUAUAUAUAUUUCUGUAUUUAUGAACAGUAGGUUACUGGCAGGCUUCGCGUUUCCGACCAAAUAGAAAAAAUUCUAGAAUAUAGGUAGGAAUGAAACAGAUAGGAAAAACUAGGUGACUCAAUUUAUAGGCCACAGAAAAGUGAGAAGAAGGCGGUGGUAUGGCGGCUUCAGCGAUGCACGGUGGUACCGAUAGUUCAAUAUUUUGGAUGGCCAACGUCAUGGUCUCGAACCGAAAGUUAGACCCUUUCGGAAUAUAAUUAUUCUGACUUUUGAAUUGAUCUAAAUCCAUCAUAAUGACGAUGUGUCAGACAGUACACAUUAUUAGAUUUGAAAAACUUUUUACAGUCCAUCCGGUUGAGUUAGUACAUUUGUAUACGUAUAACGGUAGCUUAUAAAAUUUUGUUAAUGUGUAAGACACGUUGAAUUUUCGGGAUUAGAAAUCCUUCUGUUGCAAUGUGCUUAAAUAACUCGAUUACUGAACCACUAAACUGCCCUAUUUCGAACGUCCCAACCGCUCAAUUUUGUUUUUGUUUGUUUUUAUGCGCCCCAGGCCUUAGGCUCUGUAUUGUGUUCACCGCUGGAGAAUGGGUCAAGUACCUUACGCAGCUACACAACUGGACAAGUUUUAAUUCAUUAGCCAGCCAUCAUAUUGAGCUAUGUAUUAUUACCUGCACUCACUCGUUUCCACUGUGCAAUAAAGCUGUACAAAAGUUUUGCCCUGUGAAGUAAGUGAUUUUUGUUUAUUUUUGCAUCUACUGAACAUUUCUGUUUUGUACAAUGGUUACAAGCUUAAUCCGGUCCAAUAGUUGAUUUUCUUUUUUCUUAUGGCUGUAGAAUUAUUCUAGCAUAGUUUUCGGGAGAAAGGUAGGCUUUCUUCGUGAUUCCAAUUAUCGAAAAGUAUUUCUAGACGAUAGGAUGCACAUACAUUGUACUAGGUUUGUAUAUUUUAUCAAUCACAUUGUAGGACUUCAAAAGCAUUGGCGUAGAAAGGAAUUCUGAAAUCAUUUAUACCUAGGUGAAUGUUGUUCGUUUUAGUUAAACAUUAUUUUAGGUCUCAACUAGCGGUGUGUCCUUAUGAAUCAACAAACCCACAGUCGUUAUGAACGGUUCUUGGGUUGGCGAUUCGAACUGUAUUUUAGACCAUUAACUUUGCAACACGUGGCAAUAGUGGAAUCAAACUGUUAAUUGUAUUUUACCAAAAAAUAAAUGUGGAAAAUAAACGAACUGAACUAUUAUACUACAA
This is a messenger RNA of Malaya genurostris, 7209 nucleotides long. It is a transcript of the gene Npc1a, whose product is annotated as NPC intracellular cholesterol transporter 1. Gene Ontology annotation, cellular component: membrane. Gene Ontology annotation, molecular function: lipid carrier activity. Lineage: Eukaryota; Metazoa; Arthropoda; Insecta; Diptera; Culicidae. The transcript has 12 exons. Bases 380 to 4966 code for a protein of 1528 amino acids. The record is from RefSeq and is a predicted model, not a curated record.